AUGUCGGCGCAGCCCGAGACAUUCAUGGGCGUCGGCGCCCCCGUGCCCCUCGAUACGCUCGAGGCCACAGGCGCGCCAGGCAGCGCGACAGCUUCUGAGGCGGGCGAGGUCGUGGAGGUGCUGGACGUUUUGGACACCGUCGCACACGCUGGGCAGUGCGCCCCGCGUCUCCCGGGAGCUGAGCAGCUCGGCAAGCGGUCGGCGGCAGCGGCGGCGACGCCCGCUCGUGGCAAGUGGGACGACGCAUGCAUGACGUGCAAGGGGCCGCUGGGCGAUUCGCCAGUCAAGGUGUUCACGAAGCCAGACGGCUCACAUAUUAAGCGGUGCCGCCCUUGCCACAACUUGCGCAAGAGGAUGUACACGCUCUUCAGGGACAACGCGGAGUUGAAGUCCGACUUCGCGCUCGUCGGGGCCCAGGCUCGCGACUCGUUCAUCGAGCGGGCCAAGUCGCUCUUCGGCGGGGACCUCAAGUUGGCGAUCGAGGAGGUCAUCGAGGUCACCCUGACCACGACUCGGUCCCAGGGCUUUUCUGGCGAGGGGCACUGGCUGGACAGCGAGGAGAUCGACAAGAAGUUCGCAGGGCGGCCAUCUCAAGCAGCCGCCAUUCGCCGCAAUGCACGGACGAUGUACGACGAUGACAGGGAGUGCGAGUUGUGGGAGGUCUUUGAUUACAAGUCCAGCCACAACACGUCGACCUCGGAGCAGGAGUCGAGAAAGCGCAAGGCCACGCAUGAAGGCGUGGCCAAGGCGGCCAAGGCGCCCAAGGCCAAGGCCAAGCCGCGGAAGGAGAAGAAGGGGCAGGCCGAGGGCGACGGGGAGGGAGGCGCUGAUGAACAACAGCCUGACCCAGAGGCAAACCUCAAGGUGCUGACCGAGGGCCAGAAGAAAACGCUGGAGAAGGCCGUGCAGAAGCUGCACGACGCGGUCACGAAGCUGCAGACGCUCGUCCAGAGCGCCCGGGCCGACGAGGUCAAGGAUUACUUCCCGAAGCGAGCCGUUGAUACCGCUGCCAAGCAGUUGGAGGCGGCGGCCCAGAUCGGAGAGAGAGCUGACGCCACCUUGCACAAGGGCAAGGCAGAGAAAGGGCACCCGUCCGCGGUCGGGAAGGAGAUGCGUGACACGUCGGCGAAGGCGCUGGCGACUGUGUCCCGCAUGCAGGGAUUGCUGGACGAGGCGGCGGCAGACAAAGCGGCGGAAAUGGAGGAAGCAGAGGCGGCGGAAGAUGAUGCGUAGGGGUCGCAGCGGCCCCGAACUAGCUGAUCGGUGCCUGGACGACGCGCGCACUAGUGCUGCCGCUCGCUGUAUAGGUGCGCGCCGUUUCAGCCAGCUCCUCCUCCUCCUCCUCCUCCUCCUCGAUCGGAGCCCGGGCAGCGUGGGCCCCGCGCGGCCGCCUGUUGUACAGAGGCGCACCGAUCUUGCCAG
Prorocentrum cordatum is the source of this 1422-nucleotide messenger RNA. The record is from the annotation of a GenBank genome assembly. Lineage: Eukaryota; Dinophyceae; Prorocentrales; Prorocentraceae.